Aethina tumida (small hive beetle) is the source of this 8267-nucleotide messenger RNA. RefSeq names its product pecanex-like protein 1. Lineage: Eukaryota; Metazoa; Arthropoda; Insecta; Coleoptera; Nitidulidae. Gene Ontology annotation, cellular component: endoplasmic reticulum; membrane. The record is from RefSeq and is a predicted model, not a curated record. Bases 278 to 7279 code for a protein of 2333 amino acids. The transcript has 22 exons. Gene Ontology annotation, biological process: endoplasmic reticulum organization.
UCAGAAACUUUUGACAGCUCGUGCUUGUUAUGAAUCAGUCUUUACAUUGAACUGACAAAACCUGCACAAAAAAUUAAACACUCAAGUGAUACUUUUCAACCAAGCAAUCAUAAAACACCAUUUAUCAUAGUGAUGCGACCGAGCAACUGCUCAAUCGAACUGCGCCCCAUUUAAACAUAUUCAGUGUGAUACUAGCCCGACGUGCCAUGAUGGUGUGCGACUGGAAUGUUUACAUUUCGCCAGUCUUCCCGGUCGGGGCUCCCGUCAUGUGAGAGCGAUGCAGGACGACCAACCGAUGGCUUCGCAAACGCUCGAAAUAUUGAGACAGGGCGUCUGGGCGUCCCUGACCGGCGGCUGGUUCUACGAUCCCCAUCAGGAUGUCUUCUGCAACAUCUUCCACCUAUACAUAUGGCUGUUUCUGUUGUGUAUGCCCUUCACCAUCUAUGUGUAUUUUCCGCCUACGAAAUUUAUGUGGUAUUGUUACUGUGCCUCCGUGACUGUUGUGCUCACAGUCAUCAAAUUAGUCAACUUUGGCCUCCACCACAUGUAUGACACAGGCGAAUGCAUCCGUGAGGGUGAUGAAGAAGAAUGGAGCGAGCAGAAAAAGGAGGAUGAAGGAAUAGAACUGCAAGUGCUAUCGAAGAAUAAAUCGUCGACGGACGCGAUCAAAGCAGUUGAAACUGGCGUGUUCAAUUUCACCGACGAGGACAGUUUCGAAUCGAACGAUAUCCAUCAAAUGGACAUGGCUGGGGCGGUAGGAGGUGGGAAGCCAAACAGUACUAUCGAUCUGAAAGCGGAAGUUCAUCGCAAAAACUCGUCGGACAGUAGUGAAGGAAGCUUGACUGUCGUACUGCCCGCACAAAAUGAGAUGGGGGCGGAACGGCAACGCAGAGGCAAACGAGGCGCUGUCCGACAUCUGAAACACCAAAGGUCGAAAACCGAUUGCGGUCUGAUGGCGAUGGCCAGAGAAGAAAGGCCGCGACGGUGCUACCUUAAAGAGGUAGAGCACGUUGAUUCGCAAGAGGGUUUGUCAAACCAACACAGGCCAUCCUUGCAGAGCGUGGACUCGGACCAGAGCACGUCGAAUCUGGCCGAAGGGGUGUCGAACGUCGGCCGCAGACACUCAAACUUCACGAGCCUGGGCUUUCUUCCGUCUGCGUCAGGACAGUGCAAAAUUAAACCGACGGGCUCGUUGGAACUGAGCUACAUUGACAAGAAUCCGAAUCAAGCCUUAACUUCCGACGGGUUCUAUUUCAAGGCCAACGCCGGCCAGUUUGUUUGUUCUAGGGGCGGAGUACGAAGGAUACGAUCUCAGGCGUUGGAGGCGUGCUGUCCGCCGCCAACGUUGGGCGCGCAUCCCAACAGCGUCGAGUUGAUAGGUGGGGCGAAGGGAGCCGCCCGUAAUCCACCACUUCCGCCUCCCAGCACCAGUCUCACCCGCAACCAACAUCUGAAUCUGUGCCCGUAUUACGGAUCGGAGAUUGUGUAUCCAAUUGCAGAACAGUCGGACGAGCACCAAACUUCUCAUGGGCCUGACACCGAUCCUGAUUCGGUGACACACAUCUCUGAUUCGGAUUAUGAAGAACCCAAUCAAGGUAGUCAUUCACCUCUUCUGUUCGUCAAGUUAAAAAACGUUCCGAAAAGUAAGGCGUCACACCAAUCAGCCCCACCACCUUCCUCGACGGCCCACCCACCCGAUAACAAGCAAACCGAAGAUGACCACAGUAACGAGGCGAGUGCGCAUGCUCCGGUUGAGGAGGCUUGCGCCGUUAAUGUGGACAACAACGAAGCUAACGUAACUGAUAGGCGGCCUCCCGAAGAAUCUGAAUGUUCUAAUUUGAGCUGCAAUAGUAACACGAGUGUCGAUAUGACUGCUGAGGAUGGAAGACAGGAGAGAAAGUCGAAAAAGACUCAACAUGAUCAAUGGACGGGUGACGAAACGUCGGAUCAUAAGCGGGAACAACACGAGGCGGGUGGAAGCGGAGGUGGUGGAGGCUUGGUACGGAAAAGAAACUUUAGGAAAGUCAAAAGGAAAAAGAAUGACGGCAACAAGGGUGUGGAAUCGGGAAAUUGUUCGAGCAUGAUGGAAUUGGAACUCGACUGGCUUUUCGACGAUGAAAAUCACCAUCUACCUCUCAGAAAAGAGCCUCUAAAGCGUGACAACGAAUGGUCUAGCACCACGACAGUGUCUUUAGAACAUGACGUUAGCAAAGUACUACAGGAUACAGUGCCUACUUGUGCUCGCAGUCUGGGUGCCAUUCCGAAAAGAACGCGACACAUGCCGGCUCCUCGAGUCCCCACGGACCAUCCCGCCUCCUCUUCGGGUCGUAAAACGCCGAAAAGCGAAUCGGAGAAGUGCAGCAUGUGUAAAUCCAAGGACGGAAGAACGUCGACGAGUGCCGCGGAAGAGAGGAGAAGUAGAAAAGAGAACAAAGUCACACAAACCCUAAGGCUAAGUGGCAGUUCCAGUCCUGUUGAAGGACUGGAGUGUCUGGUUGUCAGUCCGAGGAAAAAACAUCCAGCGGGUGAUUGUAAGAAACGAUCGAGACCAACGAGAACGUCGAUCGAAGAGGCGUCGAGUAGCAGUUCCAAUAAUGAAUUGAGCACACUUCUACCUCCACCUGCCGCCCCGCUCCUUUCCGCACUCAUCAACCCGCCCGAUUUCCCGGUCUUCUACUUUGGCGUGCCGCCUCAUGAAGAACGAGACGGCGGUCCAAGCAGUAGACGGCGUUGCUAUGCCCAGAGUGCGAAGAACCAACCGAAAGGAGCGUUAAUAGCUACGGAAACAAUUGUAGGUGUGGACACACAAUAUUAUUUGGACGAAGAGGGCAAUUGGAUAACGUACACGUUCCAAGAUGGGGGCCCAAACGUGUCGUCGCGAUCGAUUACAAUAGAACAUCCUUCUCUACGGCGCCCCAAUGACGACGCUACCAUCACUAGAGCUCCGCCACCGAUCGCAUGGUCGACGACAACGACCGGUGACGAGAGUGGUGCCAGCGCCGAGUCGGUGGCGGCCAUCCGAGCGGGGAGCGUCGGAGCUACAAUCGCUCCUAGUUCAUCAGUCUCCACCAUAAUGGAGGCGGCCGGACAGAAGAGGAGCGAGGCGGCCCAAGUGGCUAGAUACAGACGCGAAUGGCCACAAUACAGUCACAGGUUCAGGAGGAUACUGUGGCAGAUGGAUAUUGCAGUCGAUAUUAACGGACGUGUUCUCAGUGAGUGCGAAGCGGAAGAGCGGAAACGUGACCUGUUCAUACGCAGCAUCGAUCCGGCUAACAACAACUGUCCAAAAGUACGGUCGUACUACAAGUUCCAACUGUUCUCUUGGACGUCGUUGUACAUCAAAGUGACCGCCGAUCGUCUCAAACUGCUGGCACUUCUCGACAGGAAUCUCACAAUGUCGGAAACCUUAUUGGGGAUUGUGCUGUGCGUCUUGGUUGCUGUUUUUGGAGCGAUGCUGCUGUACUUAGAUUUCUACAAGGACGCGAUGGCUUUCAUAUUUUGUUUUGUGAUGGCUAGCUGUCAGUAUUCCUUGUUGAAGAGCGUUCAGCCGGAUGCUGCAUCGCCAACGCAUGGAUUUAACAAGGUGAUAGCUUACUCCAGGCCGAUUUACUUUUGCCUCAGUUGUAUGAUGGUUUUGGUCCUCCACCAAAAUCUGGAACAGAAAACCUUAGACACAGGCUACAAAUUCGACACCAAUAACAUCACAAGUCAAAUAUUGUGUCUUUACGCUCGUGAUUUUUUCGCCAUCUUCAUACUCAGUUUUCCCAUUCUGUUUUCUUUGGGUCUGUUCCCACAGAUCAACACGUUCGUCCUUUAUCUUCUAGAACAGAUUGACAUGCACAUAUUUGGUGGCAACGCAAUGGGCAGUCUGACGGCAGCGUUCUAUUGCAUCUUCCGAUCGGUGCUUGCGGUAACUGUUCUCUUCGGAUUGGCCUACGGAGGUCUGUGCGAAGAGAAAAGUUCGCAGCACAUAUUGUUUUCAAUGUUUUGCGCGUGUUUGGUCGCUUGUUCCUAUCAUUUGAGCCGGAGUGCCGGAGACCCGUCCAACGUUUGGUAUCUGUUGAAGAAGCACUUGUGGCCACCGGACUUGUAUCGAGAACACGCCAAAUCAUUGGAAGAGCCGCUCAGGGAAAAGGUGCCAGUCAACAAAGAACAUAAAUGCAAGGCGGAAGACGAGCCCAAACAGCCGAAAGACCGUGAAAAGAACGUGAAAUUCGGACCGGAGGUAAAAGACUCCUCGCCGGGGAAGAAGAUAACCGACGAACAUCAAGAUCCUCUGCCACACAAGUUGCAGAAAACGGUGAACGGUCGCCUGACUAACGACGUAAUACUAUGCAGCCUUAUCGCCCUGUUCGUGGGCGGCAUCCAUGCCAGCACCGUCUUCACUGUCCUGCAACCCGACCUGAAUCCUGUGCUGUGGCUGAUGGCGGCCACAUUGGGCUUCCUGUUGCACUACAUUGUUCCGCAACUGAGGAAACAGUUGCCGUGGCUGUGCAUCGCACGCCCCGUCCUCAGAUCUCAUGAACACGAUCAGUACCAAAUAAGGGGGCCCGCUAAGAUUAUGUGGUUCGAGGCGGUUUACGUGUAUCUUAGUUUCAUAGAGAGGAACGUACUGUAUCCUCUACUUUUUAUCUCGGCACUUACGGAAGACUCGCCGAAGAUCGUCGCCAGGUAUGGUUUGUAUUUCGGCUCAUUCCUGGUGGUGACUUGCGGUUUGAAAUGCCUGAGACAUAGUUAUUCGGAUCAGAGUUCACAAUACCUGAUACUAAUGUUCACCGCCUUGUUCUUCAAAUAUGAUUUUAGUGCGUUGCAAGAGGCCUUCCUAUUAGAGUACUUCGUUAUGAGUAUAGUUUACCACAAACUCCACGAAUUGCUCCUCAAGGUACAAUUCGUGGUGACUUACAUUGCACCGUGGCAAAUAACGUGGGGAUCAGCAUUUCACGCAUUCGCCCAACCAUUUUCUGUACCUCAUUCAGCUAUGUUAUUCCUACAAGCCAUCAUUUCGGCAAUUUUAUCGACACCGCUGAAUCCAUUUUUGGGUAGUGCUAUAUUUUUGACUUCGUACGUGCGACCUGUGAAAUUCUGGGAAAGAGAUUAUAACACAAGGAGAGUGGAUCACUCCAACACACCUUUGUCUUCACAUCUGGAUAGAAAUUUGGGGGCGGACGAUAACAAUUUAAAUUCGAUAUUUUACGAGCAUCUUACAAGGUCCUUACAGCACUCGUUGUGCGGGGAUUUGAUAAUGGGUCGUUGGGGUCCUGUGAGUCAAGGGGAUUGUUUCGUUUUAGCGUCCGAUUACUUGAAUUGUUUGGUACACAUAAUUGAACUAGGUAACGGUCUAGUCACAUUCCAAAUGCGGGGUCUCGAAUUUCGAGGGACUUACUGCCAACAGCGUGAGGUUGAGGCCAUCACUGAAGGCGUCGAGGAGAAUGAUGGGUGUUGUUGUUGUGAUCCAGGACAUUUGCCGAAUAUGCUGAGCGUCAACGCUGCAUUCAGUCAGCGCUGGCUGGCGUGGGAAGUCACAGCUGCCAAGUAUAUUCUGGAAGGAUAUAGCAUAAGUGACAACAGCGCUGUGUCUAUGCUGCAAGUAUUUGAGUUUCGAAAAGUUCUUAUUUCCUAUUAUGUUAAGAGUAUUAUUUUUUACACAGUAAGAUCACCAAAACUAGAAGAAUGGCUAAAUAAUCAAGUGAUAUUCAGAGCUUUGCAGCCAAUAGAACAAAGAACUUUCGUUGAUCUAGAUCCAAUUUUUAAUGCUAAAAUAGACGAAGACUUCGAUGUGCAAAACUGCGGCAUGACCAAGAACAUGUUCGUGGCGGUGCACGGCGAGUGGAUCUCUUAUUGUGUCGAAAAAUCCGAAAAGAACGUCGAAACUGGACCGCACUCACCUCUUGUACUGCUCUGUUUUGCCCUGAGUUUAUUAGGACGUCGUACUUUGGGAGCAGUUUCCCACAACACUAUCUCCAACGUCGAGUUCUUCCUGUACGGCCUGCACGCAUUGUUCAAAGGUGAUUUCCGCAUAACAUGCGCCCGCGACGAAUGGGUCUUUACCGAUCUCGAUUUGUUGAAAACGGUGGUGGCACCUGGUGUGAGAAUGUCUCUGAAAUUGCACCAGGACCAUUUUAUGUCGCCUGAUGAGUACGAGGAGUUAUCUGCACUUUACGACGCUAUCUGCAAACACGAGCAGGAAUUGGUUAUCUCGCAUGAAGGCGAUCCCGCCUGGAGAGUUGCCAUUCUUAGCGGCACUCCAAGUCUUUUAGCUUUAAGGCACGUUUUGGAUGAUGGAACCGACGAAUAUAAAAUAAUAAUGCUGAACAAACGCCACUUAAGCUUCCGUGUAAUCAAAAUCAACAGGGAAUGCGUUAGAGGGUUGUGGGCAGGACAACAACAAGAACUUGUCUAUUUGCGUAACCGUAAUCCCGAACGUGGCAGCAUUCAAAACGCCAAACAAGCAUUGAGAAACAUUAUAAAUUCGUCCUGUGAUCAACCAAUUGGUUAUCCUAUUUACGUGUCGCCCUUAACAACCAGCUACGCGGAGACCAAUGAACAAUACAGUGCACUUGUCGGUGGGUCAGUUAGUCUGAAGAAGAUCAAAAACUACGUUUUUGAUUUGUUCAGAAGAAUUAGGAAGCGUUGUGGUGAGGGAUGUUCUAGUGGGGCAUCGAAUCGCGAAGAGAUUGGUAUGGGUCACGAAGGCGCGUAUACGAUGACCACCAUAACAUCGACCGGACUCCACAACUCUAGCCAAUCCACCGAGGGGUCGCAUCUUGGCGGCAGCAUGGGCAGAGGAUCUAGUUUAAGCAGGACGUCGCUAGGCGCUAACAGGGGGAGCUUGGUGUCGGUCGGUAAACCCACCAGCUCAACAUUGGCCAGUCUCGCGGGACUGUUCAAGGAGAGGGAUGAACGAUCCGUUUCCCAAGUGCCGGACGCUCAAACCAGGACGGAUGAGAGACUAGGAGAUAAUGCUGAAGAUAGAGAUUUGUUAGACUCAAGAGUCAGAAUUAUUGACCCUAAUAUGGUUUACGACUGCAUAAAUAUGGGCCGCAGAAUCGACGUGCAGUGGCCAAAGGAGUACAUGAGAGCAAAAGGAGGACGAAAUAAUUGGAAAGACUGGGUGCCUGAAACUGGAAUGGAAGGAAAUGUGGUUCACAAGUGGGUGCCAUCCCACAAAGAUCCAAAUAGGAGAUCGCACGUGGACCGCACCAUCCUUCUAGUCCACAUCGAAGAUCGUUAUGUCCCUAUCGCGGAAAGCGGCGUCCAAGAUUUGGGACCGGAAGUAUAGCAACACGCCGUGUGCUACAGCUUCUUGGGCGUCACGGGCGCAGAUGGUUACGUGCCCGGGGUGGAAACGAAGCUGUUGCGCAAUGAUGACUAUGUCGAAGUUAACGAAGGAGAUAAUGGUGAUUGAGGUUGUGCGCGUGUCUGAUGCUGGGAGAUUACUAGAAAAUUACAAGUUUUUGAGAUGGUAACCUGGACAAUAAAUCUCCGAUUUGGAUUUUGUUUUUCCUUUGAUACUCUUUGUAUGAAUGAAAGUAUUAAAUACAAAGCAAGAGGGAUCUUCCAAAUCAGACACAUCCACUUAAUUUAAUGACUGGUACGGUUUCUCAUAUUAGUCCGUUUUUUUACUUUUAUACACCAAUAGAAAUUUUAGUCGAGAAAUGUGAACAUAUCCCAGACAUUUACUUUACAACAGGGUAGGAUUUAUUUAUUUUAUUUUUAUUAUUUUUAUAUUAAGCCUUAGCACGGCACGAUUUUAAUCGAUCGAUCACAUUUUUCGUACUUAACAGCAUUUCUACAUCAAUGUAUUAUUUUCGUAGAUACUGCCAUUCACUAAUAUGUGAUUGAUGAAUUUCGACUAAUUAAAGUAAUUGUAAACUGAAUAAUACAUCGUCCAAAGAUUACAAUUCAUACUUCAAAUUUUAGUGAAAAAAUCAAUAUAAAUAAAAUAGGCUUCUUAUUGAUUAAUAUUUGAAAAAUUGUUACGCGUUGCCUUAAUAAGAAUAGACUGAUUUUUAAGUGUAAUUUAGUUGAGUAAUUUACGAGAGUCGAAUAGAACGUUUUAAUCAAUUAAUAUGCCAAAAACAUGGGAUGUUCAAAGUCGCUGUUCGGUUAAUUGGAAGUGUUUAAACUAUUCUUCUAGUCUUCAGUUUAGCUGUCCCUUAAUAAUGUGAUACGAAUUAUGAUAUGUUUCUCUUAAUACAUCAGAACGAUUGCGAAUUUGAACUGUCCUGUUUUAAAAUUAAUGCCAAAAUAUAUUGUCUAUAUGUGAA